Messenger RNA from Erigeron canadensis, 714 nucleotides. RefSeq names its product galactoside 2-alpha-L-fucosyltransferase-like. Gene Ontology annotation, biological process: xyloglucan biosynthetic process; cell wall biogenesis. The transcript is spliced from 2 exons. Gene Ontology annotation, cellular component: Golgi apparatus; membrane. Gene Ontology annotation, molecular function: galactoside 2-alpha-L-fucosyltransferase activity. Bases 1 to 714 code for a protein of 237 amino acids. The record is from RefSeq and is a predicted model, not a curated record. NCBI's taxonomy places the organism in Eukaryota, Viridiplantae, Streptophyta, Magnoliopsida, Asterales, Asteraceae.
AUGGAAUUUUUCCAUUUAAGCAAGGAAAAGAAUUAUGAUCAGGAAGAAGCUUAUAGGAGUUCUUCUUGUUUCUUCUCUCAUUUUUCUAGUCACUCUUCGAUAUUCAACUCAACCAACAGAUUAAGUGAAUAUGAAGCACUUCACAAACGGUGUGGGCCACAUACAGAGGCCUAUAAGCGAAAGGUUAGAAAACUAGAAUCUGGUCAUUUCACAGAUGACCAUUUUUCAGAUUGUAAAUAUCUUGUUCGGAUACCUCUAGAUGGGUUAGGAAACAGAAUGUUGAGCCUAGUCUCGACUUUUUUGUAUGCUCUUCUCACGAAUAGGGUCCUUUUAGUUCACGAUAAGAGAAUCCGGAUGUCUGAUCUUUUUUGUGAGCCGUUUCCUGAAACAACGUGGUUACUUCCACGGAAAUUUCCUAUUUGGAAACGGCUCGACACCUUGAACCAGAAUUCCCCUGAAAGUUAUGGAAACCUUUUGGAUUUUUCAGGAAAAUUUUCAUCGUUAGCUUUUCUGUAUCUUCAUAUUGCCGGUGGCUAUAAUGAUAACGAUCAACGUUUCUUUUGUGACCAUGAUCAAAAUGCUUUUCAAAACGUUUCUUCAUUAAUUAUGAAAUCGAAUUUUUAUUUUAUCCCUUCUCUGUUCUUGAUUCCUUCGAAAGAGCUACUGAUACAGGCCCAGACCCAAUUAUUGAAGAUCAGACCCUUUUGUACUUAG